AUGUUAACUAAACUAGGGGUCUCAAGUGGACCUUCCUCUGGGAGGAAAGAUCCCUCUCAAGCAUCUGACUAUCCACCAGACAGAUGCCCUCCCAAUGGGGAAAGGCUUCUUUUGGGAUGGGAUAGGAUGAAGGAGGGGGAUAUCGGAGCCCUAUCUGGAGAAGAAGGGAAGCGUGUAGCCUUACCUGCGGUUGUGUCAUUUCUGAUUGUCGAAGCAGGUGCGGAUUAUGACUUGGCCUGUCCCAUGACUCGUUCUGCUCUGCUAAGGCUGGGCUUUUUUUUUCUUUUUUCACCAUUUUCCCUCUCCAUAACGAUGAGGAUUAUCCGUGUCAACAUCAACAUGGCGGUACAAUCACUUGUGAGUAAAAAGAAGAAAAGUUUUAUUGGUUUACCGGCACCUCUUGGUUAUGUGCCGGGUUUAGGACGAGGAGCCACUGGAUUUACUACCCGGUCGGAUAUUGGUCCUGCCCGAGAUGCAGAUGACAUUUCAGAUGACCGACAUGCUCCUCCUAACAAGAAAAAAAAAGAUGACAAAGAUGAUGAUGACGAUGAAGAUCUGAAUGAUGCCAAUUAUGAUGAGUUUGCUGGCUAUGGAGGCAGUUUAUGUAGUAAAGAUCCAUACGACAAAGAUGAUGAAGAGGCAGAUGCAAUAUAUGAUGCAAUUGACAAACGAAUGGAUGAGAAACGCAAAGAGCGUCGAGAGCAGAAAUUAAGGGCAGAACUGGAAAGAUAUCGUCAGGAACGGCCAAAGAUUCAGCAGCAGUUUUCAGACCUCAAGAGGGAGUUGGCUAGUGUCUCAUAUGAUGAUUGGAUGAACCUACCAGAAGUGGGAGAUGCUCGAAAUAAGCGACAACGGAAUCCAAGGGCGGAAAAGUUCACUCCACUCCCUGAUAGUUUGCUUGCUAAGGCUGCAUCUUCAACAACAUCAAACACAUCAGUGGAUGCCAGAGAACAGACCUAUGGUGGUUUAGAUACGCCAUUUAGUGGCCCAACUGGAUUUUCUACUCCGAGUGGAGAUAUUGACAUGAAGAAAAUUGGCCAAGCUCGUAACACUCUGAUGGAUAUCAAGUUAACUCAGGUGUCUGAUUCGGUGAGUGGUCAAACUGUGGUUGAUCCAAAAGGCUAUCUCACUGAUCUGCAGUCCAUGUUACCUUCUCAUGGUGGUGAUAUCAAUGAUGUCAAGAAGGCUCGUUUAUUGCUCAAAUCUGUCCGAGAAACAAAUCCCAAACAUCCACCUGCCUGGAUUGCUUCUGCUCGACUGGAAGAGGUCACUGGCAAGGUGCAAGCUGCUAGAAAUCUCAUCAUGAAAGGAUGUGAAGAGUGUCCUAAAAGUGAAGAUAUUUGGCUGGAGGCUGCCAGGCUUAUGCCUGGUGACCAAGCAAAAGCUGUGGUUGCACAAGCUGUUCGCCAGUUACCACUUUCCGUACGACUUUUCAUCAAAGCUGCUGAUUUGGAAACUGAACUCAAAGCUAAGAAAAGGGUUUUCAGAAAAGCUUUGGAACAAAUCCCAAACUCAGUACGUCUGUGGAAAGCUGCUGUAGAAUUAGAAGAUGUGGAAGAUGCACGAAUUAUGUUGAGCAGGGCAGUCGAGUGCUGUCCCACUAGUGUUGAGCUGUGGCUUGCCCUGGCUCGCCUGGAGACUUAUGAAAAUGCCCGUAAGGUGUUGAAUAAAGCUCGUGAGAAUAUCCCUACCGACCGCCAGAUUUGGGUGACUGCUGCAAAACUGGAAGAGGCUCAGGGUAAUAACCAUAUGGUUGAGAAAAUCAUUGAAAGGGCUUUGCAUUCACUGAAAGCCAACAUGGUGGAAAUAAACAGGGAACAAUGGAUUCGUGAUGCUGAAGAUUGUGAAAAGGCCAACAGUAUUCGUACUUGUCAGGCAAUUGUUCGUGCUGUUAUUGGAGUUAAUGUUGAAGAGGAAGACCGUAAACAUACCUGGAUGGAAGAUGCUGAGUCUUGUGCACUCCAUGGUGCUUACGAAUGUGCUAGAGCCAUUUAUGCCUAUGCUUUGUCAGUAUUUCCCAGCAAAAAAAGUAUUUGGCUUAGAGCUGCUUAUUUUGAGAAAAAUCAUGGAUCAAGAGAAUCCCUUGAAGCUCUGUUACAAAGGGCAGUGGCUCAUUGUCCAAAAGCGGAAGUUCUCUGGCUUAUGGGAGCAAAAUCAAAAUGGCUGGCCGGAGAUGUUCCUGCUGCUCGUAGUAUCUUGGCAUUGGCCUUCCAGGCCAAUCCAAACAGUGAGGAAAUCUGGCUGGCUGCUGUGAAACUUGAAAGUGAAAAUAAUGAAUAUGAAAGAGCUCGGCGACUCUUGCAAAAAGCCAGGGCCAGUGCUCCAACACCUCGGGUGAUGAUGAAGUCUGUGAAACUUGAAUGGUGCUUGGGUGAGAUUGACAAUGCGAAAAUGCUUUUGGAUGAAGCUGUAAAACAUUAUCCAGAUUUUGCCAAGCUUUGGAUGAUGAAGGGCCAAAUUGAAGAGCAACGUGGCAAUACAGACCUUGCUCGAGAUGCUUAUAAUCAAGGGUUGAAGAAAUGUCCAAAUGCUAUGCCUCUCUGGUUGUUGUUGUCGCGGCUUGAGGAGAAAGUAGGGCAACUGACCAAGGCUCGCUCAAUCUUAGAGAAAGCUCGUCUGAAGAAUCCUCACACACCAGAUUUAUGGUUAGAGGCAGUGAGAGUAGAGAACCGAGCUGGAUUGAAGAAUAUUGCUCAAACAUUGAUGGCAAAAGCCAAACAGGACUGUUCCAGUGCAGGUAUUUUAUGGGCAGAGUCCAUCUUUAUGGAACCUCGACCCCAACGCAAAACCAAUUCCGUAGACGCCUUGAAGAGAUGUGAACAUGACCCCCACGUAUUGUUAGCAGUUUCUAAAUUAUUCUGGACUGAACGAAGACUUACUAAGGCUAGAGAGUGGUUCAACCGAACAGUCAAGAUUGACCCUGAUUUAGGAGAUGCCUGGGCAUACUUUUAUAAAUUUGAGAAUCUUCAUGGCAUUGAGGAACAAAGAGAAGAUGUAAAGAAAAGAUGUAUCAAUGCUGAACCUCGUCAUGGAGAACAAUGGUGCCAAGUGUCAAAAGACAUUCGCAACUGGCGCCUGAAGACAUCAGAAGUACUUAUGUUGGUCAGUGCGGCUAUACCUGUCCCUUGCUGA
Acanthosepion pharaonis is the source of this 3132-nucleotide messenger RNA. The record is from the annotation of a GenBank genome assembly. NCBI's taxonomy places the organism in Eukaryota, Metazoa, Mollusca, Cephalopoda, Sepiida, Sepiidae.